CCCUCCCCCCUCUGUCCUCUCCCCUACCUUCCUCCACCCCUCCCCUUCUCCCUCCUCCUCCUCCUCCUCCUCCACCACCUUCUCCACCUACUCCAGCUCAGGUUGCAGCUUCUCCGGGGAGCCGCUCACCUUUCGAGAACAGGGCAAGCAGCUCCGAGCCCGGCAGGGACCCCAGCGGGGAGCAGGGCACAGCGCCCGGCACCGCGGCCCCUGAACGCGCGCGGGCCCUCUGCCUGGUCCCUGCUGAUCAUGAAUAAGGUGAAGAACUUUAAGCGCCGCUUCUCCCUGUCCGUGCCCCGCACCGAGACCAUUGAGGAGUCCUUGACUGAGUUCACAGAGCAGUUCACCCAGCUGCACAACCAGCGCAAUGAGGACCUGCAGCUCGGUCCUCUUGGCAGAGACCCCCAGCCAGACCCCAGCCCCUUCUCUCCCACGGACAGCGGGGAGGAGACCGGGCAGCCGUCCCCUGGAAUGCACUGCCGGAGGCAGAACCAGCGCCGCUUCUCCAUGGAGGACGUCAGUAAGAGGCUCUCUUUGCCCAUGGACAUCCGCUUGCCCCAAGAAUUCCUGCAGAAGCUACAGCUGGAGAGCCCAGACCUUCCCAAACCGCUCAGCCGCAGGUCCCGCCGAGCAUCCCUGUCAGAUAUUGGCUUUGGGAAACUGGAAACGUACGUGAAACUGGACAAACUGGGGGAGGGCACCUACGCCACAGUCUUCAAAGGGCGCAGCAAGCUGACGGAGAACCUCGUGGCCCUAAAGGAGAUCCGGCUGGAGCACGAGGAGGGGGCACCAUGCACAGCAAUCCGCGAGGUGUCUCUAUUGAAGAACCUGAAGCACGCCAAUAUCGUCACCCUGCAUGACCUCAUCCACACGGAGCGGUCGCUCACCCUGGUGUUUGAGUACCUGGACAGCGACCUGAAGCAGUAUCUGGACCACUGUGGAAACCUCAUGAGCAUGCACAACGUCAGGAUUUUCAUGUUUCAGCUGCUCCGGGGCCUUGCCUACUGCCACCGCCGCAAGAUACUGCACAGGGACCUGAAACCCCAGAACCUGCUCAUCAACGAGAGGGGGGAGCUGAAGCUGGCUGACUUUGGCUUGGCCCGGGCCAAGUCAGUCCCCACGAAGACCUACUCCAACGAGGUGGUGACUCUGUGGUACAGGCCCCCCGACGUGCUGCUGGGCUCCACAGAGUACUCCACCCCCAUCGACAUGUGGGGCGUGGGCUGCAUUCACUACGAGAUGGCCACAGGGAGGCCCCUCUUCCCGGGCUCCACAGUCAAGGAGGAGCUGCACCUCAUCUUUCGACUCCUGGGGACCCCUGUAGAAGAGACAUGGCCUGGCGUGAUGGGCCUGUCCGAGUUCCGUGCCUAUAACUUCCCCCGGUACCUCCCCCAGCCACUCAUCAGCCACGCUCCCAGGUUGGACUCUGAUGGCAUCAACCUCCUGACCAGCCUUCUCCUGUAUGAAUCGAAGAGUCGCAUAUCAGCAGAGGCAGCCCUGAAUCACCCCUACUUCCAGUCUCUGGGAGAGCAGGUGCACCAGCUCGAAGACACCGCCUCCAUCUUCUCCCUGAAGGAGAUCCAGCUCCAGAAGGACCCAGGCUACCGGGGCCUGGCCUUUCAGCAGCCAGGUCGAGGGAAGAACCGGCGACAAAGCAUCUUCUGAGCUGUGCCCACCCGACUGCGGCUCGCGGGAUGAGAGGUCUCGCCAACCACAAUUGCAGGCAGGAGGGGGCUUCCAUGGCCCUCAGAGGACCCAGAAAUGAGGGCUAAGGCCGGCCCAGAAGAUGUCUUGCUGGCCACAGCUGUGUCCUGACCCUGCUUCCCACAUGACUCCCCAGCGGGCCUUUGCCUGGACAGCAACCUCUCCAUGACCUGCCCUGGGAGGAGGUGAGGGGGGGAGAGAGGGACCUUGGACUCUUUCCCACCCUGAAGUCCUCGUCAUCUGCAUGGGAUCCACAGGCACAGGAGAACCCAGCUGCCGGGCUGAGCACUGUGCCCUGGACACGGGCACCACCACGCCUCCCUCAGGGGCCCCCCUGUCUCACCAGUUUGGUCGAGCCCCUUAUGGGAACCUCGGAGCCCACACACCUUUCACCUUCUUCCCCUCUGAGAGCAGGAAGCAAUGUGGCACCUUUUCCAGAACCUUGGAAUCCUUGGUACCAGUGUGUGUGCCAAAGCCCGCCCCCCGCCUGAGGAGCUGGUAUCCCUGGAACAACAGGGGAACGGCAGCCCCCCCCACUCCCAGUCAUCACCCCGUCCUGUUCACGCUCCCCACCCCUUGCUGGAGCCCCCCCAUGCUGCCGGGUUCCCAGCCGAGCCCGGAGGUGGCUGGUUCGGCCAGCUGCACUCCUGCACCUCCGCCGCCCUGCCCGUCUCCCUGGCCUGAAUGGGGCUGCCUGAAGGUGGUGGGUGGAGAGCACUCGCUGCCCUUGGAGCUCUGGCCCCGGCUCCUGCCUGUCCACCCUUCCCGAGAGCGGCUCCUGCUUAUCACGCCCGAGUGCUGAUAAGCCAGCCCUGGGCCGGGGUCCUGAGGACAGCACCCAGAUAGGCAGGGUCACCCUGACAUUGGUGCCAGCCUGGCCUCGGCUCUUUAGGGCCCGCACAGCCUCCCCUGUCCCCUCCUUUCCAGCCCAUGUGGCCCUGUCCUUGCCGCACCCAGUCCUGGCACCAGCCUCCCCGAAGGGUGGUCACGAGAAGGCAGGUGUAAAUGCCACAGUGACGUAGAGGAAAGUGGGAUGGGACAGACAGGCUUGGGUCCUGAGAGCCCUGCCCCAGGGGGCUAGGAGUGUGAGGGGCUUUGGCCCCUGAAGAAGGCACUCCUUGGCACCCCUUCGGAGCCUGUUGUGCCCCCAGGGCGCCUCCACACUUGGCUGAGUCUUGAACAGCCAGGCCGGGCGGGGGCCAGGCCCGACCCGUCCGUACCAGUCGGCCCAGCCCCACCCCUCAGCCCGAGGAGCAGCCCCGGAGGGUCUUGGCCUUUGUGUCCCUCCACUUCUCAUUCAGGGUACUGUGAAUGUCCUGUGACUCAGCCAAAGACAGGUGACAUAUUUAAUUUAUGUACUGAAAGGAGCAGGCAUUCGCAUGCAGAAAAGCUGAAUUUGACAGAUUAAUGCCAAAGAUGGAGGCCUUCUCCGGGUCUUAGGAUGCGGGUAGGCUUGUGUGUGUGUGUGUGUGUAUGUGUGUGUAUAAAGUGCAGAGAGAGUUAGAUUUGUGUGUGUCUCUGAACCUACCUGGGCUGUGGGAGGGGUGCCCUCCACCCCCUACUGUAUUUUGGAUGCUGCUCCGUUUAGGACAGGAAGUCGACUCUGGGUGUUGUGGGUGGGCGAGGAGGAGGCCUGCAUCCGGCCUUGGCCCAGGUGGUGCCUGAGGCCAGGAUGGUGAAGACGGAGUCCGGGGAGGGGUCUGCAGUUCUGUCUGCUGUAACCAGCCCUUGUUCUUCCCCAUCCAAGUGGCUCCCUGACUUCUUGGGAGGGAGGAAGAUUCAAGAGGGUUGACAUAGUGGAUGGCCAAGGCCAGGGCAGCAAAACUAGGUCUAAACCUCACAGUGAUUCUGGGCCAUCUGGACUCCAUGUCCCCAGGGCUGCCCAGACCACCUCUUACCCCGAGUCUGCCCUCAGCCUCCUCUCACACACAUCUCCCACAGUCCUCGGCACCCUGCUCAGUCCCCAGCUCCGUGUCUGGGUGUGUUCUCCCGAGACCACCCAGAGAAUGGGAGGCUCCUGAGCCACUCCUGACCUCCCUGUUCAGUGAGCUCAUCUGGGGUGGCUGCUUUGUGGAGGAGGAAGCUAGUACUGAGAGGUGGGCGAUGUCUCCCAAGGCCCUAGAAGGAAGGAGCGGACAAGGACUUGGUGCUCAGGCCACCAGGUCAUCAGCCUAGACCUCCCCAUCCUUUUGAAGACAGGCAGUCUCCAAACUGUAGGACACUCUGUGCUCCAUGAGAGGGCAGGGGCCAAGAGACACAAGGGUGGGAGUCAGAGCCAGGCCUUAUAAGCUGAGUCUGGAAGGAGAAUGGAUGGGACCUGAUGUUCAUGAAACUCCGUGCAAUGUACCAGUCCAUGUGUAGAGGCGUCUCCUGAGCCUCACAAUGGUCCCAUUUCUCCCCCCUUCACAGGUGAGAACAGUGAGGUUCCCAGCCUUAAAAGACAUGUCUGGGGUGACGUAGUAAAUCAGAAUCCCAGGUCUGUCUGCCAUCCCAG
This is a messenger RNA of Artibeus jamaicensis (Jamaican fruit-eating bat), 4198 nucleotides long. It is a transcript of the gene CDK18, whose product is annotated as cyclin dependent kinase 18. Gene Ontology annotation, molecular function: ATP binding; protein kinase activity. Gene Ontology annotation, biological process: protein phosphorylation. The record is from RefSeq and is a predicted model, not a curated record. The coding region runs from base 250 to 1665 and encodes 471 amino acids. The transcript has 16 exons. Gene Ontology annotation, cellular component: nucleus; cytoplasm. Lineage: Eukaryota; Metazoa; Chordata; Mammalia; Chiroptera; Phyllostomidae.